Molecule: messenger RNA, 2172 nt
Organism: Glycine soja
Lineage: Eukaryota; Viridiplantae; Streptophyta; Magnoliopsida; Fabales; Fabaceae
Product: probable inactive receptor kinase At2g26730
Exons: 2
Coding region: 90-1961 (623 amino acids)
Biological process (GO): protein phosphorylation
Molecular function (GO): protein binding; ATP binding; protein kinase activity
Source: RefSeq, a predicted model, not a curated record
UUUUCACUAUUUUGAUUUUGAUUAUCCAAACCCCCACAGAAUAGAAUAUUGAAGCAAAAUCAUAGAGCCACCAAAUUAACACUGCAAAAAUGAGUCUCAAACCCAUAUGGGUAUUCUUCAUUGCCAUCUUUUUGUUUCUUCUAGUGGCCAAUUCAGAAGAAGAAGAAGUGAUCAAGGCCCUAGUCACGUUCAUGGAUAAAUUGGCACCAGGAAAUGUACCAAGAGACCCUAUGUGGGGUUGGAACCUUAACUCAGAUCCUUGCAUUGAUAAGUGGCAUGGUGUGAAGUGCUACUCAGACAACAAAUAUGUUAAGAGUGUAAUUCUUGAGAAAUUCAACUUUGGUGGAGUUGUAGAUGCUAGUUCUGUUUGCAUUGCUAAGUCUCUUCGAAUCCUUAGGCUGACGGACAACAUUUUACAUGAUUCGAUAUCCGAGGAUAUAGGAAAUUGCCAGUCCUUGACUCAAUUGUUCUUAAGUGGGAACCAACUCUCUGGGGACCUUCCUAUUUCAAUUGGCAAGCUAAGUAACAUGAAACGGCUGCAUGUUUCCGACAAUCACUUCACUGGAGAGCUUCCUAACAUGGUUCAUGUUUCGGGUUUGAUAUCCUUUUUUGCUCAAAACAACAACUUCACUGGGGAGAUUCCUAGUUUUGACUUCUCCAACCUUGAUGCCUUUAAUGUCUCUAACAACAAUUUACAAGGUCAAGUUCCUGAUGUCAAAGGAAAAUUCCAUGAAGACAGCUUUUCUGGGAAUCCUAACUUAUGUGGAAAACCGCUUUCACAAGAAUGUCCACCACCUGAAAAGAAGGACCAAAACUCAUUCCCUAAUGAUUUGUCCAUUUAUUCAGGUUACUUAGUCCUUGGUUUAAUUGUCCUGCUUUUCUUGACCUUCAAGCUUUUAAGUAAGCUCAAGAUCAAAGAAAAAGCAUUGGAUGUUGAAAAGAAGGAAAUGGCAGAAGAAACUGUUAGUGUUGCUGGCAAGGCUAGUGAAAUAUCCAAUUCCAUCGUGUCAAAGAAUGGCACUGUGAUUAGAUCAGAGUGUUCCUUGACAUCUUUGGAAAGUGGGAUGACAACAUCAGGCCUUGUUCUUCUUUCAAGUCGAACGCUUCGAGGAUUGCAAUUUGAGGACUUGCUUGGUGCCCCUGCUGAAUUGAUUAGGAGGGGAAAGCAUGGAAGCCUCUACAAGGUUAUGCUCGAUAAUGGGGUGUUGUUGGCAGUGAAGAGGAUCAAGGAUUGGGGGAUUUCAAAGCAAGAUUUUGAGAGAAGGAUGAAUUUGAUAGCCCAAGCGAAGCAUCCACGCGUAUUGCCACCUGUUGCAUACUAUUGCUCUCAGCAAGAGAAGCUCCUAGCAUAUGAAUAUCUGCAGAAUGGUAGUCUCUUCAUGUUUCUCUAUGGAUCUCAAAGUGGCCACUCUUUUGACUGGAGAAGCAGAUUAAAUGUUGCUGCUAAUAUAGCCGAGGCUUUGGCAUAUAUGCAUGAGGAGUUUCUUGAGAAUGGAAUUGGACAUGGUAACUUAAAGUCAAGUAACAUUUUGUUUGACAAGAAUAUGGAUCCAUGCAUAAGCGAAUAUGGCCUAAUGAUGGCAGAAAAUCAAGAUCAACUUGUCCCUUCCCAUAACAAAGGCCUCAAAAGCAAAGAUCUGAUUGCAGCUACCUUCAAAGCUGAUGUACAUGCCUUUGGUAUGAUACUUCUCGAGCUUCUGACAGGGAAAGUAAUUAAAAAUGAUGGAUUUGAUCUAGUCAAAUGGGUGAAUUCAGUGGUUAGAGAGGAAUGGACGGUUGAAGUUUUUGACAAGUCCCUAAUCUCACAAGGUUCUUCUGAAGAGAAGAUGAUGUGUUUGUUGCAAGUAGCAUUAAAAUGCGUAAAUCCUUCUCCAAAUGAUAGGCCAAGUAUGAGCCAAGUUGCAGUGAUGACAAAUUCUUUGAUAGAGGAGGAAGAAAAAUCCAUAUCCUUUGACACAUGAUCCAGAGUUUAGUUAUAUACUUCUACACAUCAGAUUAAAAAAAAAACAACUUCUUUUAGGAAGCAUGUGUUAAUCCAAACUACUCUAAUUUUAGUUCGUUUCAUGCAAAUCAUGAUCAGAACACAUGAAUUUGGGAACUUUUUAAUAUGGUAAAUGAUCUGAAGAUUUGUUGUAACUAGUAAUUUCAAUUAGCAGGAGUAUCUUUUCUUCA